UGCCCCGCUGGCCCCUGAUGUGAUGGCGAGGAAACCCCGUUGACAAGGCACUGCUUUUUCAUGACGGAAUUCAAAGGUGUUAAAUGACCGACCCCAUGAUCACUACCAGAAAUCUUGGUCAUGGACGAUGAAGAUGAUCGCCGUCUUCUAGAUAUUAUAGGAGACGUGCAGGCAUUGAACGAUUAUCUUCAUGGCUCCAGCAGCAAAUCAAUCGAUGAAGAUGACGUGACCAAUGCAGCCUUCGGCUCUGCCAACUCCUUCUUCACCAGCAGCGCCGGUGACCCCGGCUCCGCCCUGAAGGAUGGCAGCAAUCACCUGGGCGAGCCUGGAGGGGCGGCGCUCCCCAGCAGCCUCCAGUUCAUCGAGGCGGAGCUGGGCGGGACAUCGCCCGCAGGGGUGGAGCUAGGGGAGGAGCAGCCCUUCGACAUCCUCCAAAAGUCCCUGCAGGAGGCGGACAUCACGGAGCAGACGCUGGCCCAGGAGGCCCUGCUGGAGUCCGCGCCCCCCUCGGCCCCCUUCCCCCAGCAGCUGGUCUCCGGGGGGUUCGGGGGUGUGGGGCUGUCGCAGCUGCCCGUUCUGCAGGCUCAAGCGGGCGGGCACUUCGCCGGGGUACAGCCGCAGGGCUUCCUCCAGCAGGCCCCAGGCCAGCCCCUGCAGAACGGCUCCGCCGGGCACAUCCAGCUGCUGGGCUCCUUCAAUGGCCCGCCGUCCAUGAUGACCAUCAACAGCCUGGAGCGGCCCCAGAUCCUGCUGAGGCCGGGGGAUGCCGCCUCGCCCGGGCUGGGGGGAGGCGUGCUGGUGCAGAGGCAGGCAGGCCACGCCGGGACGGCGCAGGGUGCCAUAUUUAACCCCGCCACAGGGGGGCAAGUGUCCAUGCCCUUCAAGGGCUGCGGGACGCCCGUUCCGCUCCAGAACAUCAUCAUCCAGAGAGGCCCCUCCCCACAGAUGCUGAUCAAGUCCAUCCAGCCCAAGCCCCUUCAGGUCGGGGGGCAAACGGUGUAUAACAUCAGCGGUCUGGGCCUGCAGCCCCAGAGCGGUCCCCCUUCCAGCAGCCCCUAUACCACCGGCAGCUCCACACAGGCCCCCCAGCAGAUGACUGUUAACAUUGUGAACCAGCCUGGCCUGCACAAGCCCACCUCCGGCCCCCAGGUGGUCAACCACUCUGGCAGCAUCGUGAUACACUCUCCCUUGGGGCAGCAGCAGCAGCAGCAGCAGCAACAACAGCAGCAGACCAGUCUGCCCCCGGGACAGUACCUACUGCCCUCCUCCCUGGCCCUCACCCCCGGCACCACAACGCACGGCCUCCAAGCUCUGAACGGUCAGGUCCUGCAGACGCAGCUCCAGGUACCCAACGACCCCAACUCCACCAGCAACGCCUACUCUGGGUCCUUCCUGACCAACCAGAACACGGCCGUGCAGCUUGUCGCCAGGCAGAACUUUCCGGCCGGGGGCCAGCUGAUUGUGAACCAGGCCGUAGUGAGCAGCCAGCUAGGACAGGCCUCCCCGGCCUUGGUGCAGGUGUCCCAGGCAGUGGUGGGAACACCCAAAAACCAGCCUGGCUUCUCCACAAGCGCGCCGCUGGCCCCGGCCCCGGUCCAAGGCGCGCCCAUCCAGAGCGGCUACGCCGUGGUGAAUUCCUCAGACCCUGGCGUCAGGGCGUACACCCCACAGGAGGCCCAGGGAGGAGGGAUGCAGGCGCUUCAAGGCAGACAGCAGGUCUCUGUCAGCCUGGGGCACCACUUCCUGGUCCCCGUGGCACAGGAUGGCUCAUGCACGGGGACACAAGGGACAUCGGAACAGCAGUUUGAGACGCAGUCAUUCCAUCAGACCCAGGUCUCCCACUCUUCAACGGCAGCCCCCAAACUGCAGGAUGGAGUCCGGCAACCACAGUUGGUUAACCUGCUGGGCAACAAGGCUGGGAAACCCUCAACAGCCCUGGAGACUGUUGUUUGCCUGCCAAAUCAGGUGGGGUCCCCACAUGCGCCAAACACACAGCUCACCAAACUGAAGAGACCUGCCCCUCAGCAGCUCACUAAGGGAGGAAUGAUCCUCCAGCAGCUGAGGCGAGAUCAGGCCGGGGCUUUGGUGGCCAACAGGUCGCCCUUCUCCUCGCUGGAGGACGCCGUCCACAGGUUGCUGCCGUACCACGUGUUCCAGGGAGCCCUGCCCUCCAAUGACGACUUCCACAGAGUGGACGAGGAGUUCGAGGCAGUGGCCACACAGGUUCUGAAGCGAACGCAAGCCAUGCUGAACAAGUACCGGCGCCUCCUGCUGGUGGAGGCUGAGCGCACCAGCCCCUCCUCAGAGAUGGUGAUGAUUGACAGGACGUUCAACCAAGAGGAGCGGAGCAACCUGACCCAGGACAAACGGCUGGCGCUGGUGGACCCAGAGGGAUUCCUGGAGGAUUUCUGCUGUCUGCCGAAGCCCGUGGACAUCAGCCCGGGACAAGGGGAGCAGGGCGCCCCCGAUCAGCCGGGGGCGCCGGCCGGAAGGGACCGGCACCGCGGCGACGCGGCGCACACGGGGAGAGGGUGGGAAGGCAGGGCGAGGGGCGGGGCCGACCCCGCCCUGAGGACAGAGUCGCAGCCCGGCUGCAAGGACCCCGGCGGGGAGCAGCCCGAGGUGUCCCUCAGUGAGCACCUGGAGACGGCCAUCAAGAGCAUCCUGGACCUGAAGAGGACGCAGAGGUGCUCCCACAGCGCCGGCGCCGGCGGCAGCCCUGCCCCGGGGGCCACGUCGCCGGGCGGCGGCCCCGGCAGCCCCCCCGUCCCGGGCCAGGGCCCCGCGAGGCCCCUGCCGACGGACCCCGGCCAGCCGCUGAUGGCAGACAGAGACUCCGCUCUCGAGGCAGCUGUGAAUAGCAUUCUGGAAUGUUAGGUGGUGCCAUGUAUUUUCUUUCCUCUCUUUUGUUUCUCGUUCAGCUCUCGUUUUUCGUCUCGCCGCGCUCACCAGCAUGUCCGAGGGGUUGGUAGGACGGCGACAGAGGGCGGGGCAAACCACCCCCCCCCUUUCCCCCCACCAGGUUUCAUCACA
Molecule: messenger RNA, 3033 nt
Organism: Megalops cyprinoides (Indo-Pacific tarpon)
Lineage: Eukaryota; Metazoa; Chordata; Actinopteri; Elopiformes; Megalopidae
Gene: bicral
Product: BRD4 interacting chromatin remodeling complex associated protein like
Exons: 13
Coding region: 121-2877 (918 amino acids)
Biological process (GO): positive regulation of DNA-templated transcription
Cellular component (GO): SWI/SNF complex
Source: RefSeq, a predicted model, not a curated record